Messenger RNA from Camelus dromedarius (Arabian camel), 959 nucleotides. Its product is annotated as surfeit locus protein 4-like. Lineage: Eukaryota; Metazoa; Chordata; Mammalia; Artiodactyla; Camelidae. The transcript has a single exon. Bases 48 to 839 code for a protein of 263 amino acids. The record is from RefSeq and is a predicted model, not a curated record. Gene Ontology annotation, biological process: Golgi organization. Gene Ontology annotation, cellular component: endoplasmic reticulum-Golgi intermediate compartment; endoplasmic reticulum; membrane.
GCGAGCAAGCGGAGCCUCCCGCCGCCGCCAUGGGCUAGAACGACCUGAUGGGCACGGCCGAGGACUUAGCCGACCAGUUCCUGCGCGUCACCAAGCAGUACCUGCCGCACGUGGCGUGCCUCUGCCUGAUCAGCACCUUCCUGGAGGACGGCAUCCGCAUGUGGUUCCAGUGGAGCGAGCAGCGUGACUACAUCGACAGCACCUGGAGCUGUGGCUACCUGCUGGCCUCCUCCUACGUGCUCCUCAGCCUGCUCGGGCAGCUGACGGGCUGCAUCCUGGUGCUGAGCAGGAACUUCGUGCAGUACGCCUGCUUCGGGCUCUUCGGAAUCAUAGCGCUGCAGACCGUCGCCUACAGCAUCCUCUGGGACCUGAAGUUUUUGAUGAGGAACCUGGCCCUGGGAGGAGGCUUGCUGCUGCUCCUGGCGGAGUCCCGUUCUGAAGGGAAGAGCAUGUUUGCGGGCGUCCCCACCAUGCGCGAGAGCUCCCCCCGCCAGUACAUGCAGCUCGGAGGCAGGGUCCUGCUCGUCUUGAUGUUCAUGACCCUCCUCCACUUUGACGCCAGCUUCUUCUCGAUUCUCCAGAACAUCGUGGGCACAGCUCAGAUGAUCUUAGUGGCCAUCGGUUUUAAAACCAAGCUGGCCGCCUUGACGCUCGUGGUCUGGCUGUUCGCCAUCAACGUGUACUUCAACGCCUUCUGGACCAUUCCCGUCUACAAGCCCAUUCACAACUUCCUGAAGUACGACUUCUUCCAGACCAUGUCGGUGAUCGGAGGCUUGCUGCUGGUGGUGGCCCUGGGUCCUGGGGGCGUGUCCAUGGACGAGAAGAAGACGGAGUGGUGACUGCCCCCGUCUGCGAGGACCGUGGCUGCCGAGGAUGGUUCGGGUGGAUUCGACCUAACCGCCAGCAUUUAUGUAUCCUCUCCCCUUCCCUCCCUUGGUAAAGGCACAGAUGUUUUGAGA